Messenger RNA from Clunio marinus, 1636 nucleotides. The record is from the annotation of a GenBank genome assembly. Lineage: Eukaryota; Metazoa; Arthropoda; Insecta; Diptera; Chironomidae.
GUUUGUGUUCAACUUUCAAUCUGAUCGGGUGUCUAAAGAAAAACUUAAAAAAAUGGUUUUUGCGUGGAUUUUAGCUAUAGUUGCUUCUAUUUUGUACUUCAUCAAAAAGCUUGUGGAUGGAAAUGUGAAUCCAAAAAUUUUCUAUAAACUUUUAGGCCGAUAUCGACAUAUUCUGCCACCAAUAUUAAAAUUCUGUUUUAAAGAUAAAAGUGAAGAUAAAUUAAAUCGAUUUAAAUAUGUCCACAAAAUAUUUCCGCGGUAUCUUAGAAUGAAAUUUCUUAAUUUUGAUGUAAUAACAGUUUACGAUCCGGAAUUGUGUAAAAAGAUUUUCAAUUCACAACUUGCUUGUCAGCGACCUUUUAGAAAUUGCCUUCAACUGGAGUAUGGACUAUUAGCAUCAACAUAUCAUUACUGGAAAACAUCACGUAAACAUUUAAAUGUUGCCUUCAAUCUAAAUGUCCUUAAAGGUUUCAUUCCAAUAUUUGACUCUUAUGCUGUUAAUGUUGUUAAUGAUAUGAAAAGCCAUUUGGGUGGAAAGGAAUUUGAUUUGUUACAUCCACUGGCAAAACUUGCAGGCACAACUGUUGCAGCUACAACGCUUAAUGCACAUGGAGUUGAAGCUUCUCCAUCUGAAGUUACAAAGUUGAUAGAUUCUAUUAAUCUAUCUCUAGAUCUUCUAUUUAAAAGGAUUAUCACUCCAUUCUGGACCUUUGACUCCAUUUACAAAUUCACCAAAAAUUAUAAAAUUGAAAAUGAAGCUCGAAAGUUCACUGUUGAUUAUGGACUUGAAUUGAUAGCUGCUGCCCGAAAGAGAAAAAUUUUGGAAGAUAAGAAAAUCGAUGAAAAUGGCAACGAUUGUGAAAAAAAACCUGCGAAGGUUAAUUACAUUAUCGAUCAAUUGGUAAAUCACGAAGAAAAAUUUACUGAUCAAGAAAUUCAAGAGCAUCUAAUGGUUAUAUUGAUAACAGCGUCCGAAACAACAGCAAAUUUAGUUGCAACUACAAUCAUUUAUCUUGCAAUUUAUCAAGACAUCCAACAAAAAGUUUAUGAAGAAAUUUUUCAAGUAUUCAAUGAUGAAAAUAUUGAAGUAGAUUACGACAACAUUGGGUCGCUUAAAUAUCUGGAAAUGGUAGUCAAAGAAACUCUUCGACUGUUUUCACCAAUUCCAAUUUCGGCUCGUGAAACCAUAGAUGAAUUUGACAUUGGCCUUGAUAAACCGUUGGCUAAGGGAGCUAAAAUUGUACUUUUAAAUUACGUGUUACAUCAAAGAACAGAUUUAUGGGGAGAAGAUGCCGAUAAAUUUGAUCCUGAAAGAUUUUCACCAGAAAAUAUGGCAAAAAGAGAUCCUUACUGUUUCCUGCCAUUUGGUGCUGGUCCUCGCAUGUGUAUUGGAAAUCGUUACGCUAUGUUGACGGUGAAGAUUGAAAUCAUGAGAUUGAUAAAGGCUUAUCGAUUUAGUACGAGUAUCAAAGAGGAAGAAAUGAAGAUGAAACUUUCAUUUACAGGAAAAAUGUCUAAAAAACACAUGGUUACAAUAGAAGAGAGAAAAUAAUUAAAUAUUUUUAAUUAAAUUUAUUUAUAAGAAUAUAACCAAUAAGAUUUAAUCAAGGGUUAAAUAAAUAAUUUUCUAAACCAC